Messenger RNA from Suillus clintonianus, 273 nucleotides. RefSeq names its product CTAG/Pcc1 family. Gene Ontology annotation, cellular component: EKC/KEOPS complex. Lineage: Eukaryota; Fungi; Basidiomycota; Agaricomycetes; Boletales; Suillaceae. The transcript has 3 exons. The coding region runs from base 1 to 273 and encodes 90 amino acids. The record is from RefSeq and is a predicted model, not a curated record.
AUGUCAGAAACUCCAUGGCACACAGUUACCAUACGAGUCCCCUUUGCAAAUCCAAAACACGCAACGAUAGCAAUGCAAGUGAUUAAUGUGGAUCCAGAACUUCAGCGAGAAGCCGUCAAACGCACUUUGACCGUGGACGGUAGUGAUCUCGUCGCGUCAUUCGCAACUUCGACUGUUCGACUGGCGAGGCUGACGACGAAUGGCUUUCUGGAGAAUGUAGAUCUAGUCGCCCGAACUAUCGGCGAGUUUGGAGAGGACUCGGAACGAAAAUGA